Messenger RNA from Tricharina praecox, 958 nucleotides. RefSeq lists its product as uncharacterized. The coding region runs from base 154 to 693 and encodes 179 amino acids. The record is from RefSeq and is a predicted model, not a curated record. NCBI's taxonomy places the organism in Eukaryota, Fungi, Ascomycota, Pezizomycetes, Pezizales, Pyronemataceae. The transcript has a single exon.
GGUAAUUGGCGCGCAAUCGGCGCAAAAUCCAUGUUCGCCGACUUUGAGCGAGUGCGAGUGCGAGCCGGCGACCACCGGGCAAAACUCCAACUGCAUGGACGGUCAGGGUUAAAGCCGGCUCUCGUAUAGAAAUCCGCAUGGAAACUUGCACGCAUGCUGUGUGGCGGGAGAGCGGGAAGGAACUCACUCGAUCGCCGCACCCGGAGGAUGAGGAGGAGGAAGUCAGGUAUGUACAGAAACCUACCGUACUUACUCCCAUACUCGCUGCACCGGGUGAACUCUGGUGAUCGAUAUAGUGGUCCCAAAACUUUGAAGAUUAUGCCAUUUACUUCUUUUCGACAUUCCCGGCCCCCAUCUCCCGGUAUUUUUCUUAUAUUCUUACCGACGCUGUUGCCUGUCCCGCGCAGUGGGGUUCAUACAUACAGAAGAAGAUUCUGGAGGGUUCUCAUGUCAGGCCGCCCAUGUUUUCCCCAUUCCGUGGUACAUAGAAUAUGUACUACGCCGUCAUCAGGCCGACAGACAUGUGCAUCUGAUGAUGGAGUCGGCCGGCGGCUCUCGGUGUUAUUGCCUACCGGUAUUAGUUGCCAAUGGAGUAGAGUAGGUAGAGUACUUCCUGACCGUGCGAGAGGCGAGUCGACCACUCGAAGCCUGGAAGUGUGCUCCGAACCGCUAGAAUUGUAUGUAUGUAGGUAGCUUAGAGGUCUGACAUCAUAUCGAUACGUGCUUUGCAAGCUGGGCAUAACUACUCUAAUAGUUAGUACUAUACCUAUACAAUCUCCUAAGUGCAUUUGACAACACCGCAGAUCAGGCGAGCCAUAGAUCAUGACACAGACACACUCUUUCUUCCGUCCGAAUGAUUCCUUGGUGUGUAGCCGACCGAUUGGGGAGAAAAUUCCUCACGGACGAGAACAGGCAGAAUGGAUUAUCAUGCUCACCGUACUCGCACCGAAGGUAGAUA